Pectinophora gossypiella (pink bollworm) is the source of this 6094-nucleotide messenger RNA. RefSeq names its product vang-like protein 1 (gene Vang). Gene Ontology annotation, cellular component: plasma membrane. Gene Ontology annotation, biological process: multicellular organism development; establishment of planar polarity; Wnt signaling pathway, planar cell polarity pathway. The record is from RefSeq and is a predicted model, not a curated record. The coding region runs from base 310 to 1971 and encodes 553 amino acids. The transcript has 5 exons. NCBI's taxonomy places the organism in Eukaryota, Metazoa, Arthropoda, Insecta, Lepidoptera, Gelechiidae.
AUUCGACACCCGUGAACGACGCUCUUAUUAGAAAACUUUGCUAAUUAUAAAUAAUGCAACGGUAAUUCUUGUUUUUGUUAAGUUAAAUAUCAAAUUGGUGAUAUAGUUUUGGUAUUUUCAGUAAAAUAUAGUUUCUUUUCUGUGUGAAAAAUGUUGUUUUCUGUCGUGUGCAACUUCCGUGAAGCCCCAAGCAUUUUAAUUGCUCUGGUUCAGUAAUUUGAUUUAGGUCAUGGGUUAUUGCAGGGUUGCUAAGCAUUAUACCCAUGGAUAAGCGUCGGGAGCGUCCCGUGAGCUUGGAUUAUCAUAAUUAUGGAAACGGAAUCUGUGAGGUCCGAGUUUAGCAGCCGAUCGCGGCGAAGCUCAAGACACAGACAACACACGCAUAGAAGCACCCGGAGCACCAAGUCACGAAAGGAUACUGACGGCACAAUGGCACCAUUCCAGACAAGUGUUAAUCUAAACCCUGAAAUGGGUAGAGAUGGGCAAGAGGUCAUAGAAGUACAGAUAUUACCGCAAGACGAAAACUGGGGGGAGAACACCACUGCUGUAACAGGCAACACAUCUGAAGGUUCCCAGUCUAUGGAAGAUGUCAGUAACUGGCCCAUGGAGUCAGACAGUGGCAUUGGUUCUGUCUGUUCAAGAUACUUCAGCACUACAGUGACUCUUGGAUUGUCUUUCGUGUCGUUUGUGAGUCCGUUGGCAAUGGUUGUUCUGCCUAAGAUUGGAUUUUUUCCAGGGUUAACUGAUAAUAUAGCUAUACAACCAAGUCAGAGGAUUCAGUUGUUGUCUUGUGCAGCAGAAUGCAAAGGAAUAUUGCUCUCUUUAGCCUUUAAAUUAGUGUUACUAGCCAUCGGAGUCUGGGCUGUGUUCUUACGGCCCCGAAACGCAAUCCUACCAAGAAUAUUUGUAUUCAGAGCCAUGACAUUGGUUAUUCUUGCUGUAUGCACAUUUUCAUACUGGUUAUUCUACAUUGUACAAAUCACUGAGGCUACAAAAGCGUUGGCUCUGGGCGAAGAGGCGGUGGACUACAACUCAUUAGUGUCUUACGUAUCAAGUUUUGCUGAUACAUUAUUGUUUAUACACUAUAUAGCUGUAGUUUUGAUGGAAAUUCGGCAUUUAGAGCCGGUUUAUUAUAUAAAGAUCGUCCGAAGUCCGGAUGGAGAAAGCAGGUCUUAUUCUAUUGGACAGUUGAGCAUUCAGAGGGCAGCAGUGUGGGUGCUGCAGAAAUAUUACACGGAGUUUCCGAUCUACAACCCAUAUUUGGAGAAGAUACCAAUAUCGAAAUCUCAGAGGAAAGCCCAGUCAAGCAUCAAGUUCUAUGAAGUGGACGGUUCAAAUACUAAUACACCGGGACAGGCAAGAUCAACGACAGGCUCCUGCACGGGCAGCGCCAGCGGGCGCCGCCGCGACUCGGGCUCCACACACAACGAGCGCUACUAUGAAGAGGCGGAGCGCGAGCGUCGCGUCAGGAAGCGGCGCGCCAGACUCCUUACCGCCGCGGAGGACGCCUUCGCCCAUGUCAGACGAGUACGCGUCUCUAGUGCUAAUGGUGGAGCCCUAGGCCCGCGGGAGGCGGCGCAGGCGGUGUUCCCGUCGCUGGCUCGAGCCCUGCAGAAGUACUUGCGGGCCACUCGCCAGCAGCCGCGGCACUCCGCUGACUCGGUAUUGGCCCACCUAGCGCGGUGCCUCUCCCAAGACGCCUCACCACGGGCCUUCCUGGAACCAUUCCUAGUGGAAGGUCCAGUCCUCGCCGCGGACCAGGAAACCAGGCCGGUCCAACGCUGGUCCCUCAUCUCCGACGAGCUUCUAGCGCGUCCAUUGGCAGACAACAUCGAGUUUCAACUCAGGCAAGGGGACAUAUCCCUAAUUUGUACCAUAAAGCAACUCCCAAAAUUCAGUUUAAGCGAAGAAGUAGUCGACCCUAAGAGCAACAGGUUUGUUCUGAGGCUUAAUUCGGAGACGUCAGUUUGACAAGACGAGUUUCUUAAAGAUCACCGCUUGGUAUGACAUUCGGAGUUUAUUUAGGUGCUUGGAUAGGGUGAUUCUCUUCAAGAGUAUAAUGUGGCACAGAUAAGUGAGUGCUGCCUGUAAUGUGUGCCCAAUCUUGUAGUUACAAAUACUACAUACCUACAAUUAAUCCAUUACAUAAAUACAUCAAUCAAUUCAAUUCUCAAUUAUGCAUCUUGACGGUAAUCCAUUUCGUCAUAGAUAAUCGUGAUCGAUCGUCAGAUUCUUGACAUUCCACACACAUAAAAAAACACAGGCAGAGUUAUAAGAAAACCAUGUAUGUUCAAUCCUAUGACAAGCCGCCAUUGCUAGCCCUUUGAUGACGUGUGUGUUACCACUGUGUUACCAUUAAAUAGGUAUCUACAACUUUCCAAGGACGUACAUUUUAUUAUUGAAAAUUAAGUGAAUUACUGACUAAUGUAUUUAAUUACUAUUACUUGUCACAUAUAUAGGUAACUCUUUCAUUAAAUGUUCAAAAUGUGCUUGCAAAGUAAAUAUAAAAACAAUGGUCGUGGGUAAUUUAUUUUUUACGAAAUGGUAACGCAGGAUGACGUCAGCUGGGCUAACCUUGAAAUGUUAGCUGUCACUUUGGCAUACCUGGUCUUCUUAUACCAUGGGCAGAGUCACAAGCCAUCAAAGACAACUAACACACAACAUCAUCAAAUCUUGACAUUCGAAAUCCAAUAAAAAAGAGUAACUUGUAAUUGCAAGUAACAGGCGUAACAUUCGUUUUUUAAAUAAAGAAAUAUUUUUUUUUAUCCCUAUUCAAGCCACCUACCUCCAAUGUAUCUAUUGAAAAAUGGAUCAAUAUCAAUCGACCGAAGUAUGAUUAGUAAAAGAUAGGUAAUUACCGGCAGCUAAGAAGUUUUAAUGAAAAGCUUUAGUAAGGUUAAGGGUUUUAAAAUGACAAUCGAAUCGAAUCGGCAGUGCAAUAAAUAAUCUCAUUUAAAAAAUAUUCGAAUUAGAUAUAAGUGAAAUAAAAGAUUUGGACGCCAUUUUUUUUCUGAAGACUAAAACAUGCAUUUAGAUUUACAAUUUUAAUUUUAGUAUUGUAUAUUUGUGUCAUAUAUUUUUUACAAAUAUUGCCUGUAGGUUAAGUAAGACAAUUAUGGAUUUUACUAUGCACAAAAUAUUGAUUAGUUAUAAUUCGUUUGUAGUAGUUUGUGUAAGUAUGGCUGGAAAGUGUGCGUAUGUUAAAGCGGAGCGGUGUUAAGUUUUCGUAUGAAAAAUGUAUGGAUUUACACAAUGGAAUGUAUUACACACUUAACAAAAUAAAUAAAUAAUACCUGUGGAAAUUCAAUUAGACUUUUGAAGAAAGAGAGAAAAUACGGGGGGCGUUAGAGACAUCGUAACGAAUACUGAGGGGAUGAUUCAGACCAUGAUUCUGAGUUGAUAUCAAGAGGAAUUUCCUGUCAGUAAAUUCAUGUUUUUAGUGUUUUUUUUUUAAUUUAUUUUCAAUUCUAUACUUUCCCGAUGGAAUAUUCUACAUGAUAUUAACUCGGAAUUAUGUGCAGAUUCAUCCCACAAAGUUUUCGUUAUGAUGUCGCUAACACCCUGUAUAAUUGUCAAAAAAAAAGAACAGUCAUUAGCAAUAUCGUGUACGCACUUUAGAACCCUGUCGCACUAUCAUAUUUGACAUUUAAUGAGACGUACGGUUUAAUUUGUCAAAAAAGUUAAUGUGACAUGGUUUCAAAGUGUUUACAUAUUAGUACUUGUGACCAUACUUCCUAAUAAGGUCCGGCAUUGCUUGCGGAUUGGAAGGUCAGAAGACAGUCAGAUUAGGUAACCCCUCGGAAUAAACGUUAAGGCAACGAUAGAUGUCGCUCUAUGAGAUCUUAAAUACCGCUAUCGCUUAUGAAAACGCUACUUUACAGGCCACAUGCCUUUUACAUAAUUUAAUUAAUGAGAUUAUUGUACAUCCCAGUUUAUUCCAGUGUGUUAAUUUGUAUAGGCAAUUAUAGAUAAUUAUCAUAUCAUAGUGUAGGAUUAUAGUAUUUAUUCUGUAGGUGAAAUGCUAUUGCAGUUUAUGAUGCCUGUUAAAAAAAAAAAACUAUUUUUAACGUAAUGACAGGAAAGACUGCUUUUUAUACACAUUUUUAAUUUGUAUCGUAUUUAAAGGUGACUAAGGUUGUGUUUAGAACAAUUAUAAUAUCGCUAAAAAUAUACGAUGAAUUAUAUGAUGUCAAAUGUCCCUAAAUUGACCAAAGAUCGCACGAAAUAAUAGCUUAUCGCAACAUAUCAUAAGGUUUAAAAUCUAUGGAUUGGCAUUAUGUACUUUUAGGUGUUUAUGUAGAGUGUAAAAGGUUUAGAUCUCAUAUAAAAGGGACAGAGCUAUAGCGCAGUUUACCGUUUGGCUGCAUAGAGAAGAUAUAAUAGUGCUGAUUCCCGUACAAUUUUAUUUUAGUUAUACCUGUCAUUUUCUUAACCGCUGAAAAGGAAAGGGACGGGUAAUCGACAGGCAUAACAUUUAUGGAACACACGUCAAUUUUAGACACAAAUUAAAAAAAAACCCUUUCUAUAAUGUUAUAUUGGCCAAUAAACCGACAGGAUUAAGUUGUCAGUACACGUCAAACGGGUUGCAUAUCAGCGAGAUGCCUAUUUUAUUUGCCCGGGUUCUUGAUGAUUAACAGUUGUCAAUCAUCCGUCCCUUUCCUUUUCGGCGGAUAAGAAAAUGACAGGUAUAACUUAAAAUAAAAUUAGGAUGUGUGUGCAGGUAUCUUCAAUUAUUUAUUCGUCAAGAUUCGUUGCGCCAGAAACAAACAUAUGCAGCCUUUGUACGUCCCACUGCUGGGAACUGGGCAUUAGCUAGCGACGAAUGGGUUUACUGUACAUCUCUGCCUACCCUUUUAGGGUAUAGAGGCGCGAUGCUAUGUAUGUGUAUACGUCCUACUGUUGGGUACAAUUAAGUAGAGGAGGCAUGGAGCAUACUCUAACGUGCGGGUUGGUGGAGAUGUUUAGCUCAUACAGGAAACGGGAAAUAUUCCUUAUUAAAAUCUAAAUUAAACAUUCUGAAACCUUUUACACUUGUCGACAACAAUUAUUAAAAUCGUGUUGAUUCGGGCAAUCGCCAACUUAAUUUCAACUAAAUUUGACAGGUUAAAAAAACUAGUUGCAUCUCUUUCGUGCACGUAUUGUAAGUGAAAGACGGCACUAGUUUAAGAGUUGUCAAACUGAAAUUCGGUUAAGUUUGUCUCCACCCGAAGAGGCACCAAUGAAUGCUCAAAUAUAAGCCUUUUGUAAAUGCUUGUGCCUGCGUAGUGUUAAGCUGAAAUUAAGGAAUUGUGGUUGUCGAGUUUUCGAAUGAUGUAUUUUAAAUUAUUGAAUCAAAUGCCUUUUUAGGGAUAUUGGUAAGGGAAAAGUAACUUUAUGUGGAUUUUAGGGAAUAAGGUCGAUUCUGGCACAUUUAUUGAAUGUAUUUAACUUAUGUAUCAUAUAUAAACAUAAACAGCCUGUGUACGGUCACGAGCAUUAAUAUGUAGACACUUUGGUACCAUGUCACAUUUACUUUUUUGACAAAUUGAACUGUAAGUCUCACUAAUUGUCAAAUAUGUUACUGCGACAGGGUUCUAAAGUGGGUACAGGAUGUUGCUCAUGACUGCAUCCUAAGUAUCAUAAUAGUUUAAUUAUUUAAAUAAAACGAAAAGAAUCGCCAGUUAUGUAGAAAAAUUACAUGGAAUUUAAUUAAAACACAUAAUAACGGGUUCUUACCGCGCGCGCGGGAAAGAACCCGUUAUUGUUUUAAUUAUGAUAAGCACCGCGUAAACUUAAAACAUGGAAUUUAAGUUUCAUUUUUUAAAUGUUUUACUAUUAUAUUCUAAAACAUUAUAUAAUUUGUCAUAUUUGUAUUUCACUUACUAUAUCGACCCAGAAUCGCAUCGUUUACAUACACCUUAACAGUGAGCUUUAAUGUAUUUAAACAAUUUCAUAUCUUAUACCGCCGUAAUAAGCUACAACUAUCAGACUGUUUAGAUGCAAUAGUACAUAGUCAAAAGGAAUCUCAUAGCACAAACUGAGUGAUGAUAGCACAAUGACAUUAAAUGUAAUAAUUUGUACACUUUUGUAUUGAAAUAUAUCAAUUAAAACAUCA